AUGGAGCUUAAACUUACAAUCUUUCUUGUUCUACUCCUAUCAACAACCAUUCUCCAAUCUUCAUCAGCGAACCCAAACCGGUUCAUCGAGUCAUCAUGCCAAACCACCCGAUAUCCAUUAGUAUGCGUGCAUACCCUUUCUGCUUACGCCACCAAGAUCCGCCACAACAACGACCAAGAUCUUGCCCAAACCGCUCUCACCGUCAGCUUGGCUCGAGCCAAAUCCGUUGCUAUCUUUGUUGCCAAACUAACCAAAGAAUCGCCAAGAUUCAAACGUAGAGAGUAUUUAGCAAUCAAAGAUUGCAUCGAAGUGUUAGGCAAUAGCGUGGACCGGUUAGCUCAAUCGGUUAAAGAACUGGGUCGAGCUGGCCAUGCCGUGGCUAGUGAGGACUUUAUGUGGAAGAUGAGUAACGUUCAGACAUGGGUCAGUGCUGCUUUGACGGACGAGACAACAUGUGUGGAUGGAUUCUCUGGUCGAGCCAUGGAAGGCAAAGUGAAGAGGAUGAUUCGGUUUAAAGUGGUUCACGUGGCUCAAGUCACUAGCAAUGCGCUUGCUUUGGUUAAUCAGUUUGCAGAGAAACGAAGUGUGAAGAUUCCCUAA
Messenger RNA from Arabis nemorensis, 600 nucleotides. NCBI's taxonomy places the organism in Eukaryota, Viridiplantae, Streptophyta, Magnoliopsida, Brassicales, Brassicaceae. The record is from the annotation of a GenBank genome assembly.